Messenger RNA from Exophiala viscosa, 1148 nucleotides. RefSeq names its product CTLH/CRA C-terminal to lish motif domain-containing protein. The coding region runs from base 271 to 1047 and encodes 258 amino acids. Gene Ontology annotation, biological process: proteasome-mediated ubiquitin-dependent protein catabolic process. The record is from RefSeq and is a predicted model, not a curated record. Lineage: Eukaryota; Fungi; Ascomycota; Eurotiomycetes; Chaetothyriales; Herpotrichiellaceae. The transcript is spliced from 5 exons. Gene Ontology annotation, cellular component: nucleus; cytoplasm. Gene Ontology annotation, molecular function: protein binding.
CUUCUGUAAGAGAUUCUUGACAUUUUCAGCCUCGCUGUAUUCGCCAUGUUAUGUAGACGUUGACGCAGUCUUCUAGGCUGACAGGACAGCCUCACCAACCGCAUUCCUGAAUCUAUCAAGAUGGCUGCUGUUACAGCUCACCCGUUUGAGCGACGCGUCGCUGACACUCACAUCUCAAAGACGUAAAAUGGGAAUCUCUCUGAACACCUUGAGGAGAACUAUGUUAUUUUGCUUUCUGAAAAAGAGUCAAAUGAUGUGAACAACCUCAUAAUGGACUAUUUGAUCACAGAAGGGUACCCGUCAGCUGCUGAAAAGUUCGCCUCCGAAGCCAAUAUUCGACCUCGCGCCGACUUCAGCUGCAUCCAAGAACGUGUCCAGAUUCGAGAUUCCAUUCAUCGGGGGGAUCUACAAGCAGCCAUCGAGUUCAUCAAUGAGCUGAACCCUGAACUCCUUGAUACCGACAAAAAGCUCCACUUCUCGCUUCUGCGGUUGCAGCUUGUCGAACUCAUCCGUCAGAGUUUUGCUUCCUCAGAUGCUACUCUCGUAGGCAGAGCCAUUGAGUUUGCUCAGAACAACCUAGCACCAUACGCGCCUCUCGAACAACAAUUCAAAAACGACCUCGAAAGAGCGAUGGCACUUCUGAUAGUUCCCAAGGACUCGUGGACCAAAGCAGCUUCCUCAAGCUCAUCUGGUCAAUCAACGUCACAAGUCCAGGCCGAUUUCGGUGCUUUGGCUGAACUUGUGGACCCGUCAUUACGACGGAAGGUCGCUAAGGACGUCAAUGAAGCCAUUCUCCAGUCCCAGGACCAGAGAAGAGAAGCAAACAUCCGGUACCUUGUAAGAGCUCGCGCAUGGGCCGAAGGGCUUGCGAGGGAGAAGAAGGUGGACUUGCCAGAAUUUCUCAGCCUUGGUCUUGAUGCCGACGCGCACCCAAAGGAUAGCCACAACGGACACCAUGGAGAUACUGAGAUGACAGAAAAUGGUGCCGAAGACGGUGCUGGCGGUGGUGAUGCCGAUCUUGCCCGCUAUACGAAUAUUACAUCUUGAGGUCCGACCAGAAGUACCAAUCAUUAUGCUGCUUGGAUUGAAGGGUAAAGCCGAAUACCAACUAUGGAUACAGAGCACUUAGAUGUGCUUACAUGACUACU